Molecule: messenger RNA, 5637 nt
Organism: Schistocerca cancellata (South American locust)
Lineage: Eukaryota; Metazoa; Arthropoda; Insecta; Orthoptera; Acrididae
Product: lysine-specific demethylase 3B-like
Exons: 15
Coding region: 55-5073 (1672 amino acids)
Biological process (GO): regulation of transcription by RNA polymerase II
Cellular component (GO): chromatin; histone deacetylase complex
Molecular function (GO): chromatin DNA binding; histone H3K9 demethylase activity; transcription coregulator activity
Source: RefSeq, a predicted model, not a curated record
CCCGCCGGCCUGGUCGAGGUGCGCCACGUGCACAGCGUGCAGCACCAGCUGCUGAUGACCGCCGCGCCCCACUCGCACUCGCACUUCCACCCGCCGCCGCACCCGCUCUACCAGCCGCCGCAGCCACAGCCACAGCCGCAGCCGCACCACCGCUACGACCUCGAGGUGCUCGAGCGGGACCGCAUCAUCAGGGAGCGCGAGAAGCAGAUGGAACGAGAAAAACAGCACCAGCAGCAGCAACAGCAGGAGAGGGAGCGAGAGAGGGAGAGGGAGCGAGAGAGGGAGAGGGAGAGAGAGCGGCUGGAGCAGCAGCGCGCCAGCGAGCACGCAGUCCAGGCAGUGCAGAAGCAUUUCGAGGAGUCGCUGCGCCGCGCACAGCAGAAGCACAACAUGUGCUGGAACCUGAACCUGAUCAGCAGCCUGCCGGCGCCCGCCCCCGCCGCGGGCCCUCCGCCGCCGGGCCCCGCGCUCUCGCGCCAGCAGCACGACGCCGCCAUCGCCGCCGCUCACCGCGACCGCGAGAGGGAGCGCGAGCGAGAGAGGGAGAGGGAGCGCGACCGCGAGAGGGAGAGGGCGCACGUCGCGGCCGCGGCCUACUACGCCGCUCCCACCUCACGCACUACGAGUUCUGGUAUACCGAAGGUGGAAUAUGUCUCUGUGCCAGCACAGGCAGUCGUGACAAAAUUGGAGUACCCACCACCGCCACAUGCACCCCAUCUUCACCACGCAGCACCCCAUCCUCCCCCAGCUCAUUCGCGAUCUGCCAAGGACAAGCCGUCACCUCCACCUACUGCGGCAGUCCCAGCACAGCCGCCUGCCCAUCCUACACAGACUGUCCUACCUAAAGCAGAACCUAACUUUGGACUGUUUGGAUACCCUGGCUACCAGGCAGUCUCUGUACCUGUGCCUGUGCCACAACAAUCAUUCCUUCAGCAGCACCAGCAGGUCCAAGUUGCACAGCUGGAAAAGGCGAAGGGAUCACCGGUGGCAGCAGCGACAGCAGACAACAAAAGUUCUGUGAUAGUGAAGAAUGAUGGGAAGCACAGCCCGAAAUUCGCCUACAGGAGCCCUUCACAAUCACCUUCACCACUCCUUGUGCGUCACAGUCCAAGUCCUGGAGCAUUGACACAUGAACCACAGAAUCUGGGUCGUCCACAACCUCGCAGCCCACUUGCCUUCAAACCUGCUCCUCCACCAGUGCAAGCACAGAGUGCAUCUCAACAACAGCCACCACACUACCGCCCUAAGCAAGUGGCGCCCGCCGCCGUGACCGCGGCGCCACCCCCGCAGGCGCUCUACUUCAAGCCGGGGCUGGCGCGCCCCCUGGCCGCUGUGCCCGCCACGGCGCCCUCGCCACCUCUGCAGACGGCGCCGCUCGACCUCGGGGUGGAGCGCCCCCAGAGGGCCAGCCCGGCCCCGCCGCCUGCCGCCUCGUCGUCUUCGUCGUCGUCGCUGCCGCCCUCCCCGUCGGCGUCGCCACCGGGCGGCCGGCGCAGGCCCGCCCCCAGUCCUCCUCCACCGGACGGCAAGAGGCGCAGAGCCGAGAUUCCAGGAGGAGUCCAGGAACCCAGUCCUCCCAUAGCAUCAGCAGCUACUACGGUACAGGAAAACCAAGGUGUUACAACUGUUCCAUCUCCAGCUGCACCAAGUCCUGCAGUCAGUCCUGCCCCUGGUACUCCUUCACGGCAGCGGCCACCGAGUGCAGCAGACUCUGAAAAAUCCAGUAGUCCAGGACCCCCUACAAGGACUUACCCUGUACAUAAACUCAAAAAAGCAUGGUUACAAAGACAUUCUGGGGAAAAAGGAGAAGCCACAUCAUCUGUAACACCACUUGUUAAUGGACAUGCCAGCUCUGAAGGUAAUAGUGGACCUGGGAGUGUCAGUUCUGUGACUUGUGGGCCUGGAGCUGAUUCGUCCAGUGGCUCUGAUGUGGACAGCCGUGGUCGCACAUCACCUCCCACCCCUCCUGCUAGUAGGCAGCGUAGACCACAAGAUUCCAAAAGGAAGAAGCCAGGUGCAGGGAAGAAAGUAGAUUCUCAAUUGGCUGAUGGGGAUGUUGGCAGUGCUGGUGAAGGGGAAAGUGCAGACACAUCAGAGAAAGAGAGGGAGAGAGUGAGGGGGAACGGAAGUGGUGGUUCAGCUAUCCCGACAGUUGUAAAUAGUGACGAACCGAGAAAGAGAGGUAGACGACCCCGUCCUGCAGCAUCGGAGUCCCCCUCAGGAGGUGCGAGUGGUGGUAAGAAGGACGAGAACUCUGCUAACUCUGGGUCAGGAACUGGUGGAUCAGGUCAGGGUAGAGGAUCGAGGGCACAGGGAGGUGGUAGAAAACCACGUGAUGGUCCUCCUGCUCCUAGGAGGGAUCCGCUAAAGAAACCGCCCGUAGCACAACUCAAGAGGACAGGUGAAAGUUUCCUACAAGAUGGACCUUGCCAUGAGGUUGCGCCCAAGCUUGCGAAGUGCCGCGAAUGUCGUUGGACUCCCAGCCAACGGUCUCGAGAUGUUCCGAACAUUUUCUGUCGCUUUUAUGCUUUCCGACGAUUGCGAUAUACCAAAAAUGGACAGUUAGCUGCAGCUGGAUUCUCAGAUCCACGAGUUGAUCCUGCACCAGACGAUCUGCGUUUGUGGCUGCCAGACCCGUCCGAUCCUCCGACAGAUUUAGAUUUGGAUAUGGCAAAGAUUUUGCUGGAAGAAGUUGGAGAUGAGUUCUGCAAAUUACUGAGACAAGAAUCUGAUUCUGCAGCAGCUCAUUCUUCAGGACCCACACCUGUUGCAUGGAAGAGAGUAGUGAGAGGUGUACGUGAAAUGUGUGAUGUUUGUGAGACAACACUGUUCAACUACCACUGGGCUUGUGCAAAGUGUGGCUUUGCUGUCUGCAUAGAUUGUUAUAAGGGACGCAAGGCGGGCAAGAUCCGUCUGUGGGCAGAACUGGGAAAGGACAGAGAUGAUUUCUCUUGGCUGUUGUGCACAAAUCGUCAGGGCCAUGAGCAGGAUAAAUUAAUGCUAACACAGAUCAUUGCAAGUGACUGCCUCACACGUCUUGGGCAAGAUAUGCAUCGUGAGAGGGAACGCUGGGGCCUGACACGUUGUUCCUGUUCUGGUAGCCAGCCCCGUGGUAGAAAUUCUCCAGCUAAUGGUUCUGCCUCUGCAGAAAUUGCCAAUGGACUACCCAAGGAUGCGCAGUUACGAGUAGAAACGGAACCAAAGGUAGCAGUAAAAAUGGAACCGAACACUUCAGUAAAAACGGAAGCCCCCAAUGGUGACCUCCAUCACAGUGAGACCGAUACACGUCACUCGACAAAGAAUUUGAUUGAACAGCGGAUCAACGAGAGGUGUACUCUAGCUUGGCUAGCUGAGUUAGCUUACAUGAAGGAAGAGCUAGAUGCUUAUCAAGAACCUUCUACUGAAAUGAAGAGGGAGCCAGGUUCAACAGAUGCUAAUGGCAGUAAGCAAGAAGUCAGUGGAGAUGCGGGAAAGAGAGAACAAGGUGUUGAAGAUGGGACUGCAUCCAGUGGUCGAGGACAUUCGACACUAAGAGAGCUGCUCAUACGCCCUACAGGUGGAGGUAAUGGGAGUCGUGCACCAUCUCCUGCCCCGUCAUCUCCUGGACCAGCACCACCUACUGAAGAAAAUCGUCCAGCUGCACCAGCACGCUCAAAAUAUAUGCCACGUCAGCAUAAGGGACGCUCGUCAAACUGCAAAUUGGAGACUGGUUCUCCAGAUUCUUCUCCACCACACACGUGGUUGUGUGAUGGUCGUCUGCUGAGGCUGAACGAUCCUUCACAUAAAGGAAACCAAAAAAUGUUUCAGGAACAGUGGAAAAAAGGAUUACCUGUGCUGGUAUCAGAUGUAUCAAAGCAUCUGGACAUGACUCUUUGGCAUCCAGAUUCAUUUGCACGUGAUUUUGGAGAUGAGAAGAAUGAUCUUGUCAACUGCAUGACGGGAAAUAUUGUGCCAAAUCAGCCGAUGAGGCGAUUUUGGGAGGGCUUUGAGCACUUCUCACGUAGAUUGGUUGAUGAAGAAGGAAAACCAAUGCUUCUAAAACUGAAGGAUUGGCCACCAGGAGAUGAUUUUGCAGAGAUGUUACCAUCACGCUUUGCCGACUUGAUGAGAGUGCUACCUCUCUCUGAAUACACCCAGCGCACUGGCCGUCUUAAUCUGGCAUCACGUCUUCCUGAAUGUUUUGUGCGCCCUGAUCUUGGUCCCAAGAUGUACAAUGCCUAUGGGUCAGCCCUCCAUCCAAAGCAUGGGACUACUAAUUUACAUCUUGAUAUAUCGGACGCUGUGAAUGUUAUGGUAUAUGUUGGAAUUCCAAAAGAUGGAGAUAGUGAAGAGCAUAUUAAAGAAGCGUUCAGAGCUAUUGAUGAGGCUGGAUGUGACAUUAUUAUGCGGCGCAGAGUUCGUGAGAAAGGAGAGCUACCAGGUGCAUUGUGGCACAUUUAUAGUGCCUGUGAUGCUGCCAAAAUAAGAGACUUGCUCAAUAAAGUUGCAGUGGAAAAGGGAGUGCGACUUGAACCGCAUCAUGACCCUAUCCAUGAUCAGAGCUGGUACUUAGAUACUGAGCUGCGUAACAGACUUUACCGUGAAUAUGGUGUUGAGGGAUUUGCCAUAGUUCAGUGUUUAGGGGACUGUGUUUUCAUUCCUGCUGGUGCACCACACCAGGUGCGUAACUUGCACAACUGCAUUAAGGUUGCAGAGGACUUUGUUUCACCGGAGAAUGUGACACAUUGCUUUCAUCUGACUGAAGAGUUUCGCGAUCUUUCUGAUACACACUCCAACCACGAGGAUAAAUUACAGAUAAAGAACAUUAUUUAUCAUGCUGUGAAAGACUCUGUGUCAGUAUUGGUGCAUGCUCGUGAAAAGAUGGAAUCUGAAACUGUGAACAAGCGUAUUAAACGAGAACCAGUUUCUCCAAAUCGGACAUCAGGCAACCGUGGCGAUGUGUCUGCAAGUCCUGUAAUUCCUAAGAUUGACUCUAAGAGUGAAUUAAAAGUGGAAACGGAGGAUGAAGUGGAGGAUGGAGAUGAGAGAGUGGAGGAGAUGUCAACAGCGUGUGAAGUUGGUGGUGAUACUUGAAAGUCUUUGACUGGAUGCAUUAUCUGAUCUCACCAAUGUGGCCCAUUGUGGGUUCUUCUGUAUAAUUUUUUAAUUGUAAGCUGACUGGCUUGGUUGGCAAGGCAUCUUUGUAAUACUGGAUUGUCAUGUUACAUGUUGUUCCUGUCUGGUCUGAUGCAUUUUUUCCAUGGCACCAUUUGUUGUUUGUGAGUCCAUAAAGCAGCCAUCUUUUGGGGGUACAGAAGGUGGAACUGCAAUCCUUUUAUGCAGCUGAUGUAACUGUGACUGUGAUUGAUGUAAUGAGUACCUUCCAUCAGCUGCGUGGACUUUCUGCAAGUGAAAAUCAUUCAUUCUCACUUCACCAUAAGUGUCAGAAUAUUUUUUGGGUUGAUCUGUUUCCCAUCGAAUGCGCGAUAUAGUUACUGAUGUGGUAAUAUAAACUAGUCAGAUAAGCUAAAUGCAAUAUUUAAUUUUUUUGCAAUAUCUAACAGUAUCGUGAAAUCAUUUUAGUAAAAUGACACUUGUUUACGUAUUAGUUUUAAUGUGAACUUUGCUGUCUCGAAUAAACUUUUUACGUAAAAACUC